AUGGCUGAUCUACGUUAUUUUUGUCAAUCAAUACCAAAAAUUGAACUUCAUGCACAUUUAAAUGGAUGUAUUCGCUCAUCAACAUUUCGUCAACUACUUACAUCAUCUGAUGAUCAAAUACGUCUUGAUACACUUGAUAAGAAUUUUUCUUCCGGUGAUACACAUUCAAGAAUGGCGAAUGUUUUCGAAAAAUUUGCUUUACUUCGUUCAUGUGUUACAAAUUUAGAUGAUAUUCGUCGUAUUACACGUGAAACAUUAGAAGAUUUUAUUGAUGAUAAUGUUAUGUAUGUUGAACUUCGAACACGCCCACGUUCUUUUGAUAAUGGAAAAAUUCCAUCAUCAAAUUAUAUUGAAGCAAUUAUUGAAAUAAUAAGAGAAUAUGAAGAAAAAAUUUGUUCACGUUUAAUAUUAAGUAUUGAUAGAACACAAACAUUAGAACAAGCUAUGGAAACAUUAAAACUAGCUGAAAAAUAUCGUACAUAUGUUGUUGGUUUAGAUUUAUCUGGUGAUCCAAAUAUAAAAUCAUUUGAACGUUUUCUUCCUGUAUUUAAUUUAGCAAAAGAUAGAAAUUUAUCAACAACAAUACAUAUCGGUGAAUUACCUGAUGAAGAAUGUUUAAAUGAAAAUAAUUUAAUAAUUAAUUAUAAACCAACACGUCUUGGUCAUUUUAAUUUUCGUACAAAUGAGCAAGAACAACGUGUUAUAAAAGAAAAAAUUCCACUUGAAUUAUGUCCUACAUCUAAUUUAUUAACGAUGAAAUUAACAAAUUUAACUGAACAUCAUUUUAAUUUAUUUUAUAAAAAUAAACAUCCAUUAGCAAUAUGUACAGAUGAUAGUGGUUUAAUGAAUUGUUGUUUAUCAUCAGAAAUAUUUGAUUUAGUACAAACAUUUAAUUUAACAAAACAAGAAAUCUAUGAUUUUAUGUUACAAACAUGUAAUCUUAUUUUUGAUAAAAAUAUGAUUGACUUUUGUCAAAAAAAAUUAAAGGAAUUUUUUUUAAAACAAUGA
This is a messenger RNA of Adineta steineri, 1008 nucleotides long. NCBI's taxonomy places the organism in Eukaryota, Metazoa, Rotifera, Eurotatoria, Adinetida, Adinetidae. The record is from the annotation of a GenBank genome assembly.